Messenger RNA from Cylas formicarius (sweet potato weevil), 2661 nucleotides. It is a transcript of the gene EDTP, whose product is annotated as myotubularin-related protein 14. NCBI's taxonomy places the organism in Eukaryota, Metazoa, Arthropoda, Insecta, Coleoptera, Brentidae. The record is from RefSeq and is a predicted model, not a curated record. The coding region runs from base 168 to 1973 and encodes 601 amino acids. Gene Ontology annotation, biological process: dephosphorylation. Gene Ontology annotation, molecular function: phosphatidylinositol-3-phosphate phosphatase activity. The transcript is spliced from 8 exons.
AAUUCAAACGAUUCUAACCUUACAAAAAAUGAGAUUUAUUGGUAUUCAUUUUAAUUAUUGAAAUUUAAGUAUCACAUUAAAUACGUACAAAAAGGUGUAAAAUAUUGCAUUUAUCGUUUUUGUGUUAGUUACGUUUCUCCUUUUGUAUUACCAAAGAGCCGAUUAAGAUGGAAAAUGUUAAGGAAGAGAUUUUACAAAUUCAAAAAUUACUGAAAUACUUUUCGAUCACUACCUAUGUGGCGUCUACCACAGAUGUUGUGGCCCAUGAAAUAUUGACACGCUGCAUCAACUUGUUGGAGGUGGAUUAUAACAUCAUAAAGCUUCCCAACAAUGAUGGAAAUUUAAGUUUUCAUUAUCCCAGUACAAUACCUUUGAUAGACAGUGAAAAACGCACAAGUUAUGAAGAUAACCAAGCACUAGAUGAAAGGGAGAUCCUGGAGCUAUUACAAAGUGCGAAACUAGCUCGUUGUAGGCAGCGUUUUCCAGUCCCUGUCAUCAAAUUUAGGGGCAAAAAUAUAUGUCGUUCAGCUACUCUAGCUAGUAUUCCAGAGAUAUGUUACAGAUCAGGCUUCCAAGAAUUGAAUCUUAAUAAUCUCUUAGCAUUAAAAGAGUUUUUGUAUCCUAGUGAAGAUACUGGGACUGACACCUUGAAUAAGAAUUUUGAUGAAGUAACCUCCUCAACCAAAGAGGAACUGUCACAAAAUUGGCCCCACUGUAAUAAUGUUCGCAACCAAGAUAUUAAAUUGCUAAAAAUGUUUAAUACCAUGACCAUAAUUGAUCUUAUGGUUGAAAAAAGAAAAUGCAAAUAUGGGUUGUACGUUAGUUCAUCUGAAAAAGUGGACUCCGAACGGUUCUCAGAUUUUAAAAUUGUAUCAUUUCCAUAUCCUGGCUGUGAAUUUUUUACAAAGUUCCAUGACAAAUUAUUGAGUGCUGAUAAACUGAAAUUCGACUGGGAUCAUCCAUCAUAUGAUGCAACACUUUCAGUUCCUGAGAAUACACUUAAUAUUCAGUGGGAAGGUUACAAGGAUUGGGAUCUCAUUACCAUUACUCAGAAUUAUCUUAAAUAUAUUCUAAGGUCGUUGCAGGAAGAAAGUUCUGGGAUAUUAAUACAUUGCAUUAGCGGGUGGGAUAGAACGCCACUUUUUAUAUCUUUGUUAAGGCUGAGUUUGUGGGCCGAUGGAUUAAUUCAUCAGAGCCUAGAUGAAUACCAAAUAAUUUAUCUAACAAUUGGCUAUGACUGGAUGCUUUUUGGUCAUCAUUUAGCUAAUAGACUGCACAAGAAGGAGGAAAUAUUUUAUUUUUGCUUUUAUAUGCUUAAGUUUAUAGCUAGUGAUGACUUUAGUUUAAGGAUACUCUCAAACGGACAUGGUUCAAAUCUUAGUUUGGAUUCUUGGGCUUCUGCUAGCGACAUGUUAUCGGCUCCAUCUACCCAUUCCAGUUCUAAGUCAGACAGUCACAUUGAUGAAGUUAACGGGAAUGGAAUGGACAUUAAUCUAUCAAGUCUAAGUCCAAUCCCUAGUCCUGCUGGAUCAUGCCAAGAUACUAGUCCUAUUUCCGGGGCAGAUGGAGAAUCAUCAAAAUCAUCACCUGAUACCCCUUUUAAGAAGAGACAACUGCAAGCAAGUACUGAGACCUGUGCCAAACGUGUAGCAUCAGAUCAUGGCUCGGUUGCCUCUUCUCCAAGAUCCUCUUUGAGAAGUUCAAAACACUCGCUGCCACUGUCAAUACGAGUACGCAAUGAUAGUUCCGGUAGCGGUACUAGCAGCAGCAGCUUUACCUUGGUGGGAUUUUCCGGAAGUUUGGAACCAGAAAAUAUGGCAUCAGCCAAGACGAGAAUCGGGAGACUGAGAAAGGUAAGAAAUAUUUUCACCGAUAAUUACUUGAAAAUGAUUCGUAACGAGACAUUUGGGCCCCCGAAAACAAUAAUAGAGCAUACUUUCAGCUUUAUAUGUGAUACGCUUUGUAAACAAUAAUUACCCACUUUUGUGAUUUAUCAGUAUAACCAUGUUGACUGAUUAGAAUUUAAGAUUUUAAGUUUUGUAUGUUUUAUCAAACCUGUUCAAAACAGGAAAUUUUGCAAUAUUUUGUUGGUAAAGAUAUGGGACCCCAAUGUGAUAUUGAGAUUUCCCCUUCUGAAUUUUAUUACUUUUGCUUAUAAGGUCUUGUAUGUACAUGCCAGAUGCUGAUGGUAUUGGGCUAAGGAUAGCAAAUAGAAGUUAAUAUGUUUCAAUUAUUGUUAUAAGCCCUUAAAAUUUUAUUGUUUUCCAAUUUUUUUUGUAAUGUUUGCUAAGAAUUUAAGCCAAACAUAUCUUCAGCUGGUCUCAGUGAAUGUCUUUCUGGAGUAGGGCAUAGGAACUACAAAAUAUCCCAACUUUACUGCCAUAAAACAUACCAUUUUACAAAACAUUGUUUGUUGCUACUCCAUUAAUAUUAAGUUCUUUGUAGCUGAUGAUAAACUUUGUCUUGUCACAUUUUGUUUCUUAAUAUUGGUAGCGUCUAUUUUGUGUAAAAAAAAAUUAUAUUAAACCAAGUUUUAAUAUUUGUCUUGCAAUGUCUUAAAAGUGCAAAGUUUAUAAUCAGUAUUUUUUUUGCCAAAAUUGUUUCCUUACUUUACCAAUUCCGGGUUUAAUUUAAUAUAUUAAUUGUCCCUCAAAAUAAAGU